CAAAACUCAUGGCGGUCUGCUCGGUGCUGCCCUCUAGAAGUGACGCACAGCUGUCAAAAAGGGAGACGACCGCGCCGGGAUCAGAAGUUUCCCUGUCGCUAGUGUGGACGCACAGUCGAGCGGAGUGGAGACCAAGCAGGCGGGAAAGGUUGAGCCCUUCUCCUCCUCCUCCAUCACCCACCCUUGAUGGGACAAAACUUUGCAAGGCGAAAAAGAAAUAAAACACUCAAGCUGGACGAAUAUCAGACUGUUUCAGCCGAGGAUGAGGAGGCGGAGGAAGAAAAAGAAGAACGUAAAGAGGAUAUUGUGGAGAAGUACAACAAGAAACUCAAAGCUAUUUGCGGACUGGCUGACUUAAGAAAUGGAGCUGUUGGCUUGUACAAUAUUGGAUUAAACUGCUGCCUCAAUUCCUUGCUGCAAGUUUUCUUCAUGAACAGAUACUUCACUAUGAUCCUUCGGAGGAUUAAAGUGCCUUUUGAUGUUGAUGAACAGAAGGCAAGUGUCCCUUACCAGAUGCUUCUGCUGUUGGAAGAGAUGCAGCAAAGCAAGCAGAAGUCUGUACAUCCCAUGAAUCUUGCCCAGUGCCUCUCGAGACACAAUGUGAAAUUGUUUGUUCUUUAUGAUGCUGCUGAACUUUUCCUGAUCCUAUGGAAUCUAAUUAAGGACCAAAUCACAAGCCCAGAUUUGGCUGAAAGUCUCACUCAUCAGUACACUAUUCGGCUGAAGGAACAUCUAACAUGCCAGGGGUGUUCGUGCGAAACAAAGAAGGACAGCAACCUGCUAAUGCUUCCUCUCCACUUGUUUGAUUUUGAUUCUCGUGCAUUUAAGAAGUUGGAAGAUGCAUUGCACUAUUUUUUUGAAUCAGAACAAAUGACGGAAGAAAGUACAUUUCUCUGCAAGCAAUGUAACCAGAAAGUACCAAGAUUGCGGGGUAUGAAAGUCACAUAUCUGCCACAGACGCUCACCCUUCACCUGAAACGGUUCAGCUCCAGUGAAAGACAUCGAACUCGGAAGAUCAACAAUCCUUUAUCCUUCCCACAAAGUCUGGAUUUCAGCCAGAUCUUGACCCCAGAACAGUAUUGUCCAGAUAUCCAGGAAAAGGAUGAUGGGGUAUAUGAUCUUUUUGCUGUUGUUGCACAUGUGGGAUCUGCUGACUUUGGUCAUUAUUGUGCCUACGUUUGGAGCCUCACAGAACACAAAUGGUAUUGUUUCAAUGAUUCCAGUGUCUGUCAGGUAUUUUGGGACGAUAUCAAAUGUACCUAUGGAAGAGCAUCUCUCCGUUGGGGAGAAACAGCCUAUCUCUUGGUCUACAUGAAAAAGAAUUGCAAGGAGCUCUGAUCAGAUUGAUGAACUUUCUGAGCAACUGGAGAGAUAAUCACGAGCAGAAUAAUGACAUUUUCUAUGUUAUCAGUGAAUGAUCAAAUCCCCCAAAGUCAAAAUUGCAAAUGUGGAGGGAUGACUGUAUGUGAAAGCCCUAUUAUGAUAUCUGCUCAACUCAUAUGAAUGCUAUGAACCAUUAGGUUUGUACAUUUUUGUUGCAGGCACUCACAUAUGAUAGAUGGGUGUUUAGACAGUAUUAGUUUGUGAAACUGUUUUUGUGUGGAUUCCCCUGGCCUAAAGAUUGACAGCCUGACCCUGCAGAACACUAUCUACCUUUGAAAAGAAACAUGUUCAUAGAAGACGAGGCAAGCAAUUCACAGGCUUGGAAAACGGAGGUCAUAAAAGCUUUUAAAGAGAAUGUUUGCUAAUUUGAUAGGAAUUUGGUAUUACAUCAAAACUAAUCUCAGACAUGCUCCAUCACCUAAUACUUUUCAGAACUUGCUUUGAAGUGUUUUAUGUUUUAUGAAAGAACGAUGUCUGGCAAAACGUCUAUUUUUUUUUAAUUCAGCACAAAAAGACACAUUAAAAACAACAUCAAUAUAUUCUUUUCAUGUCAGGAGCGACUUGAGAAACUGCAAGUCGCUUCUGGUGUGAGAGAAUUGGCUGUCUGCAAGGACGUUGCUUAGGAGACGCCUGGAUGUUUGACGUUUUGGCCUCCUUGUGGAAGGCUUCUCUCAUGUUGCCACAUGGGAAGCUGGAGUUGACAGAGGGAGCUCGACACGCUUCCCCUGGAUUAAAACUGCAGUCCUGUCAGCACAAGGGUUUAACCCACUGAGCAAUAGUGAAUAUUUUUUAAUCAUCUGGUGUGAUGAUAACCAAUGUUGCUUAGGAUCUUUGCUGAUAUAUAUAUAUUUCAAUUUAUAAAUGUGUAAGAAUACAGUUUUGGGUAUCUGUCCAUAUGUAAAAUAUACUGACAUUCUUAAUUUAUGUAGCAUAGCUGACAUUGUUAAUUAAUAUAUAUUCUAUGUAAUGUAUACUGAUUAUACAGCGAAUUAAGUUAUUGUGAAGCAGG
Anolis sagrei ordinatus is the source of this 2392-nucleotide messenger RNA. It is a transcript of the gene USP18, whose product is annotated as ubiquitin specific peptidase 18. Gene Ontology annotation, biological process: protein deubiquitination. Gene Ontology annotation, cellular component: cytosol; nucleus. The record is from RefSeq and is a predicted model, not a curated record. Lineage: Eukaryota; Metazoa; Chordata; Lepidosauria; Squamata; Anolidae. Gene Ontology annotation, molecular function: cysteine-type deubiquitinase activity.